Messenger RNA from Morchella sextelata, 729 nucleotides. RefSeq lists its product as uncharacterized. The coding region runs from base 1 to 729 and encodes 242 amino acids. Gene Ontology annotation, cellular component: transcription factor TFIIH holo complex. The transcript is spliced from 2 exons. Lineage: Eukaryota; Fungi; Ascomycota; Pezizomycetes; Pezizales; Morchellaceae. The record is from RefSeq and is a predicted model, not a curated record.
AUGUAUCCAUCGCUGCCUUCGCCCGCUCCAUCAGAUGUUUCAACAACUUCAUAUCACACUCUACCGCAUCCCCGCUCGUCGGGCCCACUGAAGGCUGGAUCUCGUCCCGAGUCAAAUCUAAUAGCAUAUCUCGAUGUUCAGCUUCUUGAAGUUUCGAGGAAAUAUGCUAAGAAAUUCCAUGAGGGUGGCUAUUUUGAUAUAAAGACAAUCGCUGAAGAUCUUGAGAGAUUGGUAGAUGUACUUUGGGUUUCCUCUACUCCAACUCUUCAAAUACAUUAUAUGCUUCAGAUGGCGAACUCCUUCAACGAUUAUCUUGCCUCGUUUCCCCCCCACUUGAAAGUCACACUCCGUCUAUUGGACACAUUUGAUAGAUGCUUCUACACCCUUAUAACAGAAACAUCUGCUGACCCAUCCACGCCACUCCCACCCGCAUUUUCAGCAUAUCAAAUGAACAUGACCGAAAAGGUGCGACUAAAAAGCAUGAUCGAGAGAACAAGACUGCAUGUGGUGAAGCUAUUGGAGAGUGGGAGGGGAGCGCCUGAUCCAUUAACCGAGAAUGCGGGAAAUUUUGGCGAAAGAAAUGAACAAAUAGACAUCGAUACAGAAAAUGAAACAGAGGUCGAUGGGUGUGGAAGUUAUGCAGACGACGAGGAGCUAGAAAUUGAGGUAUCAAAGGUUUAUGAUCGAUGCAUGGUUCAACUUGGAGAAGGUUUGAAGACGGUUGGAUAA